Punica granatum (pomegranate) is the source of this 4692-nucleotide messenger RNA. The record is from RefSeq and is a predicted model, not a curated record. NCBI's taxonomy places the organism in Eukaryota, Viridiplantae, Streptophyta, Magnoliopsida, Myrtales, Lythraceae.
CGAUUCUCUCAAAGUCUUCCUGCCGGCUAAAAGUCUUCUGCUGAGAGGCAACUGAACAUAUAUAACACACGCAUCUCUGAUCUCAGUGGAUGGAACAUUCUAUCCCAAGGUAGAGAGAAUGGCUUCUAGCUCAAGGAGAAGAACGGGAACGACCUACCAGGUCUUCCUGAGCUUCAGAGGACCCGACACCCGUCAAGGAUUCACGGACGUCCUUUACCAUGCUCUGGUUGAUGCCGGAAUUCGAGUAUUCAGAGAUGACGAGGAGCUCCGCAAAGGCGAGGAGAUCGGCGAGGAACUUCUGAGAGCAAUCGACGACUCUAAGAUCUAUGCGCCAAUCUUUUCCAGAGGGUAUGCUUAUAGUAAGUGGUGCCUGAUCGAACUCACCAAGAUGUUCGAGUCCAAGAACCGGUCAGAUGGCAAGAAGAUCGUGCCCAUUUUCUAUGAUAUGACCGUCGACGAUGUCAAGCUUAAGACCGAGCUGUAUGCCGGAGCUCUGUCAAAACACAUGGAGAAGUUCGGUACCGACACAGUGAAGCAGUGGGAGGAGGCCCUUAGAAGAGCCGGGAAAAUCAAGGGAUGGGAACUGAAGGAUACCGGCCAUGGAGGAUUCGCCAAGAAGUUUGCCACACAGGUUUCCAUGGAGUUGAAGGUGAAACAUAAAAGUGUACCCAAGCAUUUAAUUCAAAGGGAUGAUCAAGUGGGAGCUGUCCUGAACCUGUUAAAUAUUGAAUCCCCUGACGUACGAUUUGUGGGGAUCCACGGGAUGGGUGGGAUUGGCAAGACUGCUCUUGCCAAGACGGUUUACAAUGGCAUCUGCGAUCACUUCAAUCACUCCAUCUUCCUCACCGAUGUUCGAGAAUCAAGCCGGCAGCAUAAGGGUAUCGAACAUUUGCAGAAACAAAUAUUGGCCGGUCCUGGUCUCGGAUCUGGGGAAGUCACGGAUGUGGAUGAUGGGAUCAUGAGAAUGAGAGAGAUGUUCGCGUAUAAGAGAGUUAUGAUCGUUCUUGAUGGUGUAGAUGACAAGAAACACAUCCAGUUUCUAGCGGGGGAAGCUAGCUGGUUUGGUUCUGGGAGCAGAAUUAUUAUCACUACUCGGGACCAACGCGUCCUAGAAAUCAAACAGCAAAGGAUUCUGACUUUUGAAGUAGAGGAAAUGAAGCCUGAAGAAGCUCUUCAACUUUUCAGCAUGCAUGCAUUUGGCAAGGAGUCCCCACCAAAUGGCUACCUUAGUCUCUCAGAGGAGGCUGUUGCAAGUACUGGGCGACUUCCUUUGGCUCUGGAGGUCAUGGGUUCGCAUCUUCGGGACAAGCGCCAUGCGGAUUGGGUAGACGAAAUCGAGAGGUUGGAGAAAGUACCUCAUCGAGAUGUCGAAGAAAAGCUCACGAUAAGCUACGAAGCUCUGGACACUAAUGCAAAACGGAUUUUUCUUGAUAUCGCAUGCUUUUUCAUCAACCAUGAGAGAACAAAUCCAACUUACAUGUGGGAAGCUUGUGAGUUCAAUCCCCAGAUGGGAUUGAAAGUGCUCAUCUCCAUGUCCCUAGUAAAAGUUGUUGCAGAAAAGGAUAGAGAUGGAAUAAAAGCGAAAAGGUUAUGGAUGCACGAUCAGUUGCGGGACUUGGGAAGGAAAAUUGUCCGUGACGAGAGUCUCAAAGGCGUUGUAACGUGCAGUAGAUUAUGGAUGCAUGAGGAUGCUUUGGAUGUGCUACGGCAAGAAGAGGGCAGAGAGAACGUUGAGAUGCUUUGUCUUUGCUCCAACCGCUCUGCUGGGGGACACACCUUCACACCACAACAGCUUUCAGGCCUCGAGAGAUUGAGAUAUCUCGAAUGCAUUGGAGCAAACUUUUACGGAGACAUGAAGCAUCUUCUCCCUAACCUAAUGUGGCUUUCCUGGAGAUAUUGUCCUUGGGAAUUCACAGGAACUGAUUUACAUUUGAGGAACCUUGUCAUUCUCGACCUCUCGUGGAGCUUCAUUAGUGAAAACUGGAGCGGGUGGAGCCAUAUCGGGGCGGGAAGCAAAUUGAAAGUCCUAGACCUUACGGGUUGCAGAUAUUUAAUAAAAACGCCCGACUUGUCUAAGUUUUUGAGUUUGGAGAGGUUGAUUCUUGCUGACUGCAGGAACCUAGUUGAAAUAGAUCCCUCUAUCCACAAGUUGAAAGGCCUAAAAUUUCUAAAUGUUCAAGGUUGUGUUUCUCUAAGAGGCUUUCCUGAAGAAUUAUGCUCUCUAGACCGUCUCCAAGUUAUCCUUCAUACUGGAAGUCUGGAUAGCACGCUACCUUUCAAAAUCCCGGAACUAAUUGGUAACCUCACAUCCUUGCUCAUCCUGAAAAUGAAUAACGUUCAAAUCAUCGAACUGCCAGAGUCCAUUGGCAGGCUUUCCAGACUUCGUUCCCUAUCAUUAAAGGGUUGUUCGGGUUUCAUGAGGCUCCCAGAUUCGCUUGCUGAUAUGAAAUCAUUAGUCAAGCUGGAUAUUUCGUGGACGGGAAUUGUUGAGUUACCUCAGAAUAUCGGACGGUUAGAGAAACUUGAGCUCCUGUAUUUAAACGGAUGCGAAAAGAUGAAGAAGCUUCCAGAUUCAAUUGGGGAUCUGAGAUCGCUAGCUAAGUUGCAUCUAUCAUGGUCAGGAAUAACUGAACUGCCUGAUACCAUCAGGAAUCUAAAGAAUUUAAGAGUGACUAAUAUUGAGGAGGUGAAGGAGCUUGAAGUUGUCAACUUUCAUCGGUAUGCUGAAGAAGAUUGAAGAGCUGAACGCCACGGUCGCAAUUUUAUGUGCAGAAAACCACUACAGCAUCCUACCAACCAGUUUGGCCCGUCUAGGCGAUUGAAUUCAGCAUCUUUUAUUCACUGACUUCUGACCAAGUACUACAUGGUGAAACAGAAGUUUCCUAAAUUUACUGUAUUUUUCCCUGUUCCUCUCAUGCAGGUCUAACUUUCUUUAUUCAUCCCUGUAAAAAUUAUCGUUGCCGAUCCUUUGUCGAUUUUGGGGCCGGCUAGAGUACCAGGAGGAACAGACGAUGAUAGAGUUGUAUGGACACGCGACCAGUUAAGGGAUGAAGUAAGUGAAAGGCCGCAUGGAUGACUAAAUUACUCUAAAGUUCGUACGAGCACAUUCUUUCCAGUUUUCAAUGUCUGAACUGGCUAAUCUGAUUGUUCUAGGACGCAGUAGAGACAGUAUUCCUUCAAUACGACUGGAUUCUUAUGCACAAAAAUAAAUAAACAGACAAAUGGAGAUUUCAUUCGUUUUGUGCACUUGUUGCAUCCCGAGUCUUAUCGAGUGAGUCAUUGGCAUCGAUUCAGGAUACUCCUUGUCGAUCAGUAAAUCCCCGUUAAUGGGACAAGAAAACUACUCGCAGAAACCGCAUAAACGUUGAUAGCUACCGUGCUAUGUUUCGAAGGUGUUCUAACCGCAAUAGACAGCCUGCAGAUAUGUAUCCUCUCUGAUGUCUGAUCUCUUUGUGUUACUUCUCUCCAAGGCCGUUGCGGUCUUUCUUUGCUGCCUACUAAAUUCUGGCAUGUUCCUUCUCAGCAUAUAGUCUUCGAUACCUCACUCUUUCUUUUUGCUAGCAAUGAGUCUUGUACUCAGUUAGGUUCUCCAUAGUAUUAGUUGAGUGUCGGCCUGCCAGAUCGAACAUAGUAACGAGCCAUGUAACCUAUUCUACUUGAUAAUUUCACUAGAAGUUAAAUGGAAUGGCCCGUGUCAUAACCUGAAAUCUCAGCAUCAUUUUUCCUAAAAUUUCGAUAAUCUAAAACUUGUUAGUAUUUCAAUAUGCUAGACCUCCAAUUGCAAAUUAUUUAUUUCAACAAGAAAAUCACAUACCAAACACCCCAAUAGAUUAUUAAUGAUCUCCAAUUAUCAAAAGGAAUAACUAUACAAUAAUUUCAGGUCAUAACAUUCCAAAUUUCUCCUAUAAUAACUUAGUUACUUAUAAAAUAAUCAAGACUAUCUAGGAAGUCCUCUAAGCUGAUCCCCACUUUCUUCUGCUCAGCCAAGUUAAUCUGCAAAUAUCUAUACAAUCAUAUAAUAAUUCAAAAUCCACAAAUUUUACACCUUAUAUACAAAACCUUCUACGAGAAAUAGUGGUGUCGAUCAAAACUAUCGAGUCCAGGGUGUCACCGUCGGAUAAAUCGAACUCCAAAUCUGAGUAGUUGCAUGCUUAGUGUGACUAUUAAUCUGAUCGUUAUAUAUUUAGGACAUUGCCGGACCGAGUAUGUCCAUACAGGGAAGCUUCAUCACAGAGAUACGAGCACCCCACCUGCCAAAUUUCACCUUCUCAAAGAUAAGGCGGCGAAAAAAGACCGUGACACGAAGCCGAAGAGCGUGAUAUGUUCCGACUGCGAUGGGAAUGGGGCAGUAUCGUGUUCUCAGUGCAAGGGAAGUGGAGUUAACUCAGAAGACAUGUUUAAUGGGGAAUUCAAAGCUGGGGAUGACUGCUGGCUUUGUGGGAAGGAGAUGCCGUGUGGAAACUGCCACGGAGCUGGCUUUCUUGGUGGCUUCACGAGCACCUUUGAUCAAUAGAAAUCCCAAGCUUCUCUUUUGCCAUUCGCAUUGUACAUAGAUUUGCACCUUGUAGCAUCGUCGUUCUCGUCAUCAUCGUCACAAAAGGGCUUCAUAUAAAGCGAUUUGUCUGGUUAACUACGUCGAAACAUGAGACCUGCUCCGAUCCUGAAGUACACGUAUUUUACUUUUUGCUUGCC